Cornus florida is the source of this 998-nucleotide messenger RNA. RefSeq names its product protein AGENET DOMAIN (AGD)-CONTAINING P1-like. Lineage: Eukaryota; Viridiplantae; Streptophyta; Magnoliopsida; Cornales; Cornaceae. Bases 272 to 682 code for a protein of 136 amino acids. The transcript is spliced from 2 exons. The record is from RefSeq and is a predicted model, not a curated record.
GGCUUGCGAUCAGCCGACCAUAACAAAGUUUCCUAUUCCGAACUAUAUAAACCACACUAAUACAUAUCCUCUUUGUAAUAACUCUCUCCUGCACUGCGAACAAGCGUUCCUUGCUCUUCAAGAAUCUCAUGCUUUCACUCUCCUUCUCUCUCUAGGGUUUUCUCUCCAAAACCCUACUCCGCCCGCUUUAUCUCUCUCUCUCUAUAUAUAUUACAUAUCUCUUUCUCUGUAAUUCGCAUCUUCUAGUGUUUUCAGAGUAACAUUGGAAAAAAUGGGGUUCCGCAGAGGUGAUCAGGUUGAAGUUGCGAGUAAAGAGGAAGGGUUUCUUGGUUCGUACUAUGCUGCGACAGUGAUCGUAGAGAUUCUCAAGAAGGAAUACAUUGUGCAGUACCGGUCCCUGUUGAAAGAUGAUAUGUCCGGACCCUUGAGAGAGAUUGUCACCGCCGGCGAGGUCCGCCCGCGCCCACCUCAAAUUCCGGCGACUUCCUUUGGUUUGUACGACAACGUCGAUGCGUUUGACAACGAUGGUUGGUGGGUCGGAAAGAUUACUGGCAAAGUUGGGUUGGAGUACUUGGUUUAUUUUGAGACCACAGGGGAUCAGAUCGCUUACCCAAUGAGUCGGUUGAGGGUUCAUCAGGAAUGGCUGAAUGGCAAGUGGGUUUCUACCAAUAGGAGGUUCUGAAGUAGCAGUGAUGGGUCUACAGAAGCUUGGUAGAGUAAGAAUGCCCAAACAGAAACAGGAGGAUUGAGGAAUAUGGAUGGAGCACCAGUAGCAUAGCAGACACAUGGAUCAUCUAUCUCUCACGGGGCUUUAAAUUAAAAGGGUUACCAUUAUUAUGUACUCUCUUGUUAGUAUGGAGUGUCAAUAUUCUGUUCAACUCAUUUGUAGGAAUUAUGUGAGUUAUGAAGCUGCUGUAUAAACUACGUACAUUGGUUAUUUCUGCCCUCCUCCUCCUUUUGGGAGAAGACUGAUUAGUCUAAUUUCACUUGUUUACUUC